This is a messenger RNA of Schistosoma rodhaini, 5037 nucleotides long. Lineage: Eukaryota; Metazoa; Platyhelminthes; Trematoda; Strigeidida; Schistosomatidae. The record is from the annotation of a GenBank genome assembly.
AAACACAAAGCUACGCUGAUGGGUGGCGAUAAUUCUAAGCUAGGCUACCGGAAUGCAGUUAUACAACUCACUACAAAAACCCAACCUGUUGAUUCUAACGAUGAUAACUUUUGGGACCAGUUUUGGGCUGAAUAUCCAAUGUCUAUCCAAGAUAUAUUUGCUCUCAUCCCUGCAGCCGAAAUCCGAGCUUUAAGAACAGAAGCGCCAAACAAUCUAGCUACUUUAUGCUAUAAAGCCAUUGAGCGUAUCGCACAGGUGUCUGAGUCUGCUUCACCGACCACCAAAGACCAACUUACAGUUCUCAAUUGCAUCCGGUUGUUAACUAGAUUAUUGCCAUACAUAUUUGAAGACGUAGAAUGGCGCUCGUUUUUCUGGUCACCUCUCCCAGUCGAUCCCUCUGUAUCCCGAGAACAGGUUGAAUUUGUUCCACUUGCUCAAAGUUUACUAUCAGCACUAUGCGAUCUGCUAUUCUGUCCAGAUUUUACCGUACAUUCAAUUUCCAAAUCUGGCCCUGAAAGCCCAGAAGAUAUGCAUUCUAUUGACAGUUGUGAGUAUAUCUGGCAGUCUGGUGUGGGAUUUGCACAAGCCCCUGCAAUAAAUGCCAUUCAUGAUUCUAACCGGACAGAAAUCCUCAAACUUAUUUUGACUUGUUUUUCUGAGACUAUGUAUUUGGAACAAGAGGAAGCUCACCGCUCUGAAAAUAGAUGGGUUAAAUUUUUCACAAGUACGGUGAAUCGUCACGCACUGCCAUUAUUUGCUUCUCUGUUAAACGUUGUUUGUGCAUAUGAUCCUGUUGGUUUAGGUGUGCCGUACAAUCACCUUAUGUUUUCUGAUUCCCGUGAACCUUUAGUUGAAGUAGCUUUACAGAUCCUGUGCAUAACAUUAGAACCUGAUCACAUGAUAUCAAGCCCUACGUAUUCGAAUGCAUCAUUUCGUGAUUUAAAUUCUUCUCACAGCCAUUCUUGUUCAGAUGUUGAUGAACAGUUAAGUUUAAAUGGUACUGGGAUGACUAGUCGAAAUAGUGGGAAUGGAGAUGCAUGGAAUAGUGAGAUGAAUCUGUUCGUAAAUUACAUGUCUCGUAUACACAGAGAUGAGGAUUUUGCAUUUAUUCUCUCUGGAAUAACUCGUUUAUUAAAUAAUCCAUUAGUACAAACAUAUCUUCCUGGAUCUAGCAAAAAAGUUCAAAUGCAUCAAGAACUUUUAGUGUUAUUUUGGCGAAUAUGCGAAUGCAAUAAAAAAUUUAUGUAUUAUGUGUUAAAAUCAAGUCAAGUAUUAGAUUUACUUGUACCUAUACUCUAUCAUCUUAAUAAUUCACGUAAUGAUCAAUCUCGUAUAGGACUAAUACAUGUCGGUGUAUUCAUCUUAUUAUUACUUAGCGGUGAAAGAAAUUUUGGUGUACGUUUAAAUAAACCUUAUCGUCAUCGUUCCUUGCUAGAUGUACCAGUAUUUACAGGAACACAUGCUGAUUUAUUAAUCAUAGUCUCUCAUAGAUUAAUUACAAGCGGACAUAAUCGUCUAAAUCCUUUAUUCGAUUGUUUACUAACAAUCAUAGCUAAUGUUUCACCUUACUUGAAAAGUUUAUCAAUGGUAUCAUCAAACAAAAUAUUGCAUUUAUUGGAUGCAUUCAGUCAACCAUGGUUUUUGUACAGUAAUCCGUCAAAUCAUCAGUUGGUAUUUCUGUUAUUAGAAGUAUUCAAUAAUAUUAUUCAGUAUCAAUUUGAUGGUAACAGCAAUUUAGUAUAUACUAUAAUUAGGAAACGUCAAAUAUUCUAUCGGCUAGCUAAUUUACCCACUGAUCAACCUACUAUUAAUAGUAUAAUUAAUAAACAAAUGAAAUCUCAAUGCAGUGGUCAUAUUACAAUGGAAUCUACUACUACAGUUCCUACUAGUACUUCAUCUCUAGCAUCUAGCAACAGUGGUGGGAUUAAAAAAUCUGUUGAUACUUCUGUUUGUAAACCUUUACCAAUAUCGGAAAUAUCAAAAUCGUCGUCCACUUCCACUUGUUUAUCCGGUGAAUCAUCCGUUUAUCAUAAUAACGAUAAUGAUAAUGUUGAUAGUAGUAAUGUUGACAAUUCAAGUCUUGUCGAGUCCAUGGAUCAAGUAUCUUCUCGGUUAAAUGAAAUAAAGGUGGUUGGUAAACCUAGUGAUUCGAUUCAAGCCAGUCUAGCAGAUGUUCCUCCAUUACAUAAAAUGACAGGUAAACGUUUAGGCAAUGCUACUCAAUUAGAUGAACGUUUCUCAAAUUACCAUGCAGAAAUUGAGAAUAAUUUAAUAUCACAUUCUUCACCUAGUCAGCGUACUCCAGUGGAUAGUACUAAUAAUAAUAAUAACGAUGAAUCUGAUAGAGAUUUAACAAUACAUAAUGUUCAAGAAUACCCAAUAAAUAGAUCUGGAAUAUCAGAGAGUUCUCUGACAAGUACAAAUCAGACGAAAGAAACACAAAACAGUUCACUAUUAACUUCUGAUGCACAAUCUUUUCAUUCCAUUGAAACAAUCACAUGUAAACAAAGUAAUACAUCUCAUUCAAUGAAUGAUAAUAACGACAAACUACAAAAAUUAAAUGAAAUAAAUUCAUCAACUUGGGAACCAACAUCAGAAUGGGUUCAUAGUUGGAAAUUAAAGAUGCCUUUUCAAACAAUUAUGCGUUUAUUACAAGUAUUAGUGCCUCAAGUUGAAAAAAUCUGUAUUGAUAAGUAAGUUCUAUUACUGUUACAACUUGUCAUUAGAUUAAGGUUUUUUUAAUAUCUAAUGGUAAAAUAUGGUCAGUUAUAAGUAGUGUAGAAAUUUGCUUGUAUGUAGAUCGAUCCAAGUUUCCUUUUCAUGUAACUCAAGGUGACUUGGCAAUGCCAUGUUCGUCAGAGCCAUCCGUUUUCUUCAUUUUUAUCUAACUCUGUCAUAUAAAUUCUUUAAGAGAUAACGUUCUCUUCGUUUGACUUUUCAAGAGAUUGAUUUCUUGACUUAGAAUACGUAAAUGGUAUAGUUCUGUUUGGUGAAGAUGCUGACAAAAUCCAGAGUCUUCUGACCUCUAAGCAACAAUGCAAAUGUGUUCGGGAUAUAAUUCUCUCUUUUCAAAUGCAAAAUGUUGCUUCAGGACUGAUAAGCAUCAGUGUCUGAAUUAAUAACAGGGAGUGAAUUAGUUGAGAACACUGAUCAUAUCGCUUAUCUUCGGUCCUGACGAAAUCUCGGCACUUAUUCAGAAAUUUCUAUUGGCUUUUUUCAACCAAAGAACUAGUUUGCUGCUCAGCACUUCGCUCUAUUCCAUUUUAUGACUGUGAAGCGUUACCUUUAAGAAUACAGUAUAUUUGUGGACUACUUGUAUUCGACCAUAUGUAUCUUUGAAACAUCGCUCGUGUAUUUCGGGACCACUAACUAAGCGAUGUCGAAGUUAGGCAAAGGGUGUUAUUCAACUUUGGAAAUUGGGUUGAUGAUGUAGCAAAUCUUCAACUGAGCUGCUUGGAACAUGUGUUACAUAUGCCUAACCACCAUCUACCUCGACAAGCGAUGUCGUCUAGCGUAGGAGUGGAUUAGAAAACAACUGAUGUUGGCCAAACCAAGAUGUGUAACCAGUUCAUGAAGUCAUUAACAAUGGGACUGAGUCAUGUAAAUAGGUGUAGACUACCUGAUAAGGAUGUGCGAAAACCACAAUGUGUUAGCUCCGUACUUUAGAACAGUUACCGUGGGAGACGAAAAGUUAUGAGGGAAGUCGCUGACCUUGUCUAACCCCCUUCCGCUUUGAAGCGGUAACACCGCUACAGAUGCUGAUUAUCAUUAUUGACGUCACAUCCUUAUACAAUCGGUUGAACAACUUUGCCGUCAGACUGCAAGACUGCUGCUUUAUUCUUAAGUAUCUGUCAAGUCUGAUACUUAAUAUAGUCUGAUGAAGAACACAGAAUAAACAUUUUAAAUAUUUAAUAAUUGAAUUCAUGAGUCAAAUAAAACUAAACUACCAUGGAAAACCUGUAAGUACUGGACUUUGAUUUGGACAGACAAUCAUUGUCACUAACUAUCAUCAUAGUUGAGCCUACGGUCAUGUAUGUGGACGUUUUAAAUCAAUUGUAGUAUUGAAUAUUUUAGAUGUAAUUCUAUUAUUGGGAAAUGCAGCUCGAUGAAAAAACAAGACACAAUAGCAUAAUGUGUUAAAAACAGUUGGGAAAACUGAUUACAAUACUUGGAAAAAAACUUAUAAGCCACAUCGAAUCACCACCAUAUCAUAUACAUUCGAGGCCUAUCGAUUUCGAGUGUCUGUUUACUCAUUUAUUUACUGGAUAGUAAGAGGCGUAAAAUAUCCUAUGUCUGGCGCUACUCGAAGUCGUUCGUCUAGAAUGGAAGUUCACUGAAAGUUAAGUGCUUUCGUAUUCUGCCCAUAUCAUAAUGAGUAAAGUAGAAUGAAGAGUGAUUUAAAAGAUAUAUAAAUCAGGUGGAUGAUUUCGGUGUUGUUUGAUUUUCUAAACAAUUUGGUUUAUUGGUGGAGAUGUUAUUGUCAUUCUGGACAACAAUGGCUUCGUCAUUCAACCAUUUAGUUCCGAAAACUCAACAAUAUCUAGAGAAUGGAGAGUUGUAUGCAUGGGAUGAUUAAUUGUGAUGACCAAGAAGUUUAGUUUCUCACUCCUCUCUCAAUGUACAAAACACAUUCCAUUUUGUUCCACGGUAAUGACUCAUUAAAGUAUGGAAACCUUUUGUUUCGUUAUUUUAGAGGAUUAACAGAUGAAACUGAGAUUGUUCGUUUCCUUCAAAAUGGUACUCUUGUUGGUUUGUUGCCGGUACCACAUCCAAUACUUAUCCGUAAAUAUCAGUCAAAUACUGGUACAACCAUAUGGUUUCGUAAUUAUAUAUGGGGUAUAAUAUAUUUAAGGAAUAUCACUCCACCUAUCUGGUAUGAAACCAAUGUUCGUCUAUUCGAAAUCCAUCGAAUUUAAUACUAUGUCCAUAAUAUAAUUAACUAAUUACCGAAUUGAAAAUAAGUAUUCAUUAAACAAAAAAACUUCUUUUUGCUAAUAGUCUAUGUUUACUUGUUUGUUUUCUCAUUUCAUUUCAUUA